CAUUUCCAUAUUUUCAACAUAGAACGAUUAAAGAGUAUUGAGAAUAAAAUGGAUCACGGUGUAGUCCACCUAUAUAAGUAUAUGAUCAUGGGGACUUUCAAUGACGUAGGGAUGCUAUAUAUUUUUUUACAUAGGCCUGCCAGGGGGUCAAGCAAAUUGUUGGGGGUUUGGAGAUGAUGGGCAUACAAGAUGUUUAGUGAUAAUCAAAUGGUGCAGAUAAUAAACAAUUGAACUAAUUUCAAAGAAGUAAAAACGUGUCGGUACGGCAGGUAUGCUUGAAUCCGAUCGAGGAUUCAUUUCGGAUCGGUAAAGGAAUAUAAGCCUUUCACUUAAAAUAGUCUGCUCACAUGCGAUAGGAAUUUUUCGUAAGAAAUAUUAACGAAACGGGAGUGUUCGACGAGGUUAUAUACUGAGAAAAUUGGGACAAUGGUUAUUAGGAUUAAAAUCGUGUUAAUAAAUUUUAUUAAUGUACGAUCGUCAAACAAUUGAAGGAGUUAUAUUUUACAGUUUACAUUCUCCCGAGGAGAAAUUGUCUUGGUGAUUUUAUUGAAUUCAUUGAGCGCGUAUGCGGUGCCCUACCCCGUUGCACUAUUUUUACACCUGCACUUUUUAUUUACGCGUAUUUGUUCUGUUGCAUGUUUUAGCCAAAUAUUUUUGGCUAUCUUUAUAGUGGGUUACGUAAUUUUCGACAUGAGUUACUUCGAUACGAUGGCCGAUGAGGAAUUAAAUAAAACUCUAUUGUUUUGCAAGUAGUAAAGCGUCGAUACGUUAGUACGGAUACGCAUUACGCAUCGUAACGUUCACGGGGAAUUGAUUUCUGACGUCGUAACCAACCAAGAACAAUAUAACGAGAAGUUUUUCAUAUUUGACGUUUACAAAAUAGUUAUACAAAUGUUUGCGGCACGAUAGUGAAAACAAAAUUCAUUUUUAACUAGUGAAAGUGGUCUUAUUUAGACAUGCCUAUGGAAGAUUAUUUACUUCAGCAGUUGCGUCAGUGCGUAAUGUGGCAGUACAAAGGCUUAAUAAGUAAUAAUAACAAUGACAGAAGUACUAUCCAAAGAUUGUGGUGAACGGGGAUUGCAUCAGGAAAGAGACAUGUCAGAAUCUUCGCAACAUCAUUAUAGCCAUCCUCCACCCGAUAUUAUGCCUAAAGGUCUUGCUAUCAAUGGCGUAGGGGGUAGGCUACGUCAACUAGAGGCUCUUUUUAUUAGUGGUCCUGUACAAGGGGGACAAGUGGGACAUACUUUUUCUAUAGAAACACUUAUUGAUAUAUUGCUUGUUCUAUAUGAUGAAUGUUGCAAUUCUUCUUUAAGACGUGAAAAGACUGUCUCAGACUUCAUUGAAUUUGUAAAACCAGUAGCUACUUGUAUAAAGAGUCUGCAGUUGGCACGUGAAGAUUUUGAGAUAGUUAAGGUCAUUGGUAGAGGAGCAUUUGGAGAAGUAUGCGUUGUAAGAAUGCGUGGUUCCGAUAAAGUGUUUGCAAUGAAAAUUUUGAAUAAGUGGGAAAUGUUAAAGCGUGCUGAAACUGCAUGUUUUCGAGAAGAAAGAGAUGUACUAGUUUAUGGUGAUCGCAGAUGGAUCACAAAUCUUCAUUAUGCCUUUCAAGAUGACAAUAAUUUGUAUUUGGUCAUGGAUUAUUAUUGUGGCGGAGACCUCUUAACACUGCUAAGUAAAUUUGAAGACCGUCUUCCCGAAGAUAUGGCUCGUUUUUACAUAGCAGAGAUGGUGCUAGCUAUUGGGUCUAUACAUGACUUACGUUAUGUACACCGUGACAUUAAACCUGAUAACGUUCUAUUGGAUGCAAAUGGCCAUAUCAGAUUAGCUGAUUUUGGUUCCUGUUUGCGUUUAUUUGAGGAUGGCACUGUGCAAAGUAAUGUUGCUGUAGGUACACCAGAUUAUAUUUCACCAGAGAUAUUAAGGGCAAUGGAAGAUGGCCAGGGACAAUAUGGGCCUGAAUGUGAUUGGUGGUCAUUGGGAGUAUGUAUGUACGAAAUGCUUUAUGGAGAAACACCUUUUUAUGCUGAAUCUCUAGUCGAAACCUAUGGAAAGAUAAUGAACCAUAAGAAUUGUUUUGACUUCCCUACAGACGAUAUAUAUGAUGUUUCUGAAGAAGCCAAGGAUCUGAUGCGCAAAUUAAUUUGUAGUUCUGAAUUUAGAUUAGGUCAAAAUGGAAUUGAUGAUUUUAAGAAACAUCCAUGGUUUGAUGGUGUAAAUUGGGACACUCUUAGGGACAGUACUGCACCCUACAUUCCUGAAGUUUCUUCACCAACUGACACAUCGAACUUUGAUGUUGACGAUACGGACGUUCGUAGUUCCGAUGCUGUUCCUCCAGCAGCAAAUUCUGCGCUUUCUGCACUUCACCUCCCAUUUGUAGGAUUCAGUUUUACCCAAGGAAGUUGUAUCUCAGAUUUAGGUUGUCUAUCUGCAUUGAAUCAAAAGGAUAAACACGUUCAGAUGCUUGAGGAAGAAAAUUUACAAUUAACACAAACAAUCGAGGAUCUAAAAAAUCAAAUUGCCGCAAAUCAUUCCUCACCUGGUAUUUCACCUGAUUCUAACAAUGCAACGAGAAAACUUCAAGAUGAAAUAAAUACUCUUACAAAACGGAAUUGUGAAUUAGAGUCACAGUUAAAAUCUAUGGAGAUACCUCGAGAGCUGCGUAAUUUAGAUAAUGGCGAUUUAACUAAACUCCGUGAAUUGGAAAAAUUGGUGCGUUCUCUUCGUUCUGAAAAAGAAGAAGCUAUUAAAGAUAAGUUAGAUGCACAAGAGAAAUUAAAGCUUCAAGAUAAAGAAUUAAAGGAUGCUUUAACGCAACGUAAACUUGCGAUGGCAGAAUAUACGGAAGUAACAGAUAAAUUAUCUGAAUUAAGACAACAUAAACAAAAGUUAUCUAGGCAAGUCAGGGACAAAGAAGAAGAAUUGGAAGUUGUGAUGCAAAAAAUUGACAGUUUAAGACACGACAUCAGGAAAGCUGAAAAAUUACGUAGAGAAUUGGAAAACAGAGUGGAGGAAGCAAUGGCAGAAACUAGGAAAGAAAGAAAACUUCGAGAGCGUAGCGAGGAAUAUUGUAGACAAAUGCAAGAAGAAACAGAAAAGAUCAGACAACGUUCUAUGGGAAAUGAUGCAAGUGCUAAUCAGGCUUUAGCUACUCAAGAAAUUAACAGACUCAAGGCAGAGGUAGAGAAACUUGAAGUUCAAUAUAAUGAAAAUUUGAAUCAGCAACAAAGUAGAUUUAAUCUCGAAAUAAGAAGUCUUCAAGAACAAUUGCACGAAGGAGAGACAAGAAGAGAAUUGUUAGAACGAGAGGUUCAACUUACCAAGGAGAAAUUAGAUGCGGCAAGAUUAGAAAAUAUUACCGAUAGCGAGGAGACGAUAAAUGAAUUGAAUAGAAGACACGAGAGAGAGAAAAUUAUGCUAGUCGAAGAAAAUAAAAAGAUUUUGCUUGAGCUUAGCACUGUUACCGAUAGCGUUAAUAGAAUACAAGGUGAAAGAAGGCAAUUAGAGGAGGAAUAUGAAGAAUUACGAAACAAAAAGGAAGCUAUUGCGCAAUGGGAAGCUCAAAUUACCGAGAUUAUUCAAUGGGUUUCAGAUGAGAAAGAUGCUAGAGGAUAUUUACAGGCUUUGGCGACAAAGAUGACGGAGGAAUUGGAAUUUUUAAAACAUUCUGGUGGUGUAACGGGAGUAGGAGGUGGUUCUACCAUGGCGGAUAAGAAUUGGCGUAAUCGUAGAUCGCAGAAACUCGAUAAAAUGGAACUAUUAAAUUUACAAAGCUCUUUGCAGAGUGAAAUUCAAGCAAAACAAGCGAUUUCUGAAGAAUUAACAAAAACUCGAUCAGAAUUAAUUGCUGUGCAAAAAGAGUUAAAAGACUUUAGACAAAGAUUUGAUUCGAUGUCCCACGAAAUGAAGCGGAAAGAAAUGCAGAUUAAAGAAUUACAAACGCGGCUUGAUACUGGCGAUGGCUCUGUGCUAUCCAGCAAUACGUCAAGCAAAUCGUCAAACAUCGUUAGCACCAAACCCCAACGCAUCAUCGUGCACCAGCCGUCAUCACCCCUACCAGUAAUGCGUGCUCCCCGCAUCACAACAUGUCGCUUAUUAACUAGAUUCGUUCCCGUCAACACGUACAUCAGUCAGAAUGCCGUUACCAUCGUUCCGCCGCCCGUUUUAGAACGUCCUACAUCACAAAUGUCUUACUUGGAACACUUUUUGAAAGAAACAGCAAGUAGUACUCGUCAUGGCAGUGCAGACAGUGUAGAAGGUGACAUAGAAGACAACCGUGCCCCAAGUAUUACUAGUAGUAAAAGUAAUUUAUCUGAAUUUAGCAUUGAUCCUACAUCACCAUUGUCACAUGAACUUUUGAAUAAAUCAUCGACUUCUCAUGGUCAAGUUAAUUUACAACCAAAGCCUAAAUCUCACCAAUUUCUGGUGAGAACAUUCUCAGCUCCCACUAAGUGUAAUCAUUGUACUUCAUUGAUGGUUGGUUUAACGAGACAGGGAGUUGUAUGCGAAGUCUGUGGCUUUGCUUGUCAUAUGCCUUGUUGUGAUAAAGUUCCACCUAUGUGUCCCGUUCCUCAUGAUCAAACAAAGCGUCCACUGGGUAUCGAUCCUACUAGAGGGAUUGGUACUGCAUACGAAGGAUAUGUUAAAGUGCCAAAAAUGGGAGGAGUAAAAAAAGGUUGGGUGAGACAAUUUGUGGUAGUCUGCGAUUUUAAGUUAUUUCUGUAUGAUAUUUCACCCGAUCGCAAUGCUUUGCCGUCUGUAUAUGUAUCGCAAGUUCUGGAUAUGCGAGAUGAAGAAUUUAGCGUUAGUUCUGUUCGUGAUUCAGAUGUUAUACAUGCCACAAAAAAAGAUAUUCCAUGUAUAUUCAGAAUUACAACAUCAUUAUUAGAACCACCUGGAUUAAAAAACCAUACGCUGAUGCUUGCAGAUACUGAAAGUGAAAAAACGAAAUGGGUAGUAGCAUUAAGUGAGCUUCAUAGAAUCUUAAAAAGGAACAAUCUUCCCAAUACGACGAUUUUUAGAGCGAAAGAAUUAUUAGAUAAUACAUUGUCUCUUAUUAAGAAUGUAAUGUCAGGAGCCAUCAUUGAUCCAGAUCGUCUAGUCAUUGGCACAGAGGAAGGCCUCUUCUGUUUAGAUUUAGAUCGUAGUGAAAUAGCAAGGGUUGGUGAGGGUAAAAAAAUAUAUCUCCUUGAAUAUGUAACCGAAGAACAGCUUAUUGUAGUGCUUAGUGGAAAACAACGUCACGUCAGGUUGGUGCCAGUACGUGCAUUAGAUGGAGAUGAGGUUGAAUGGAUUAAAGUAGCUGAAACGAAAGGAUGUAUAACACUAACGACGGGCGUAGUACGUCGUAAUCCACUCACGUACUGUUUGUGUGUUGCUAUGAAAAAGCAGAAUUCUUCUCAAGUUAUCAUUUAUGAGAUAACACGUACAAAAGCAAGACAUAAACGUAUUCGUGAAUUAAUGUUACCAUGUCACGCACAAACUUUACAAGUUCUUUCUGAAGGACGUCUUUGCGUUGGAUAUCCUUCUGGCUUUACUAUCUACAGCAUCUUAGGAGACCAUCACCCUAUAUCAUUGGUCCAUCCGGAGAAUACACUUUUAGGUUUUCUAACAUAUAGUGCUGUAGAUGCAUUACGCUGUAUCGAAUUAACACGUGGAGAAUUUUUGUUGGUCUUCCAUACACUAGCAGUAUAUGUUGACAGUCAGGGUAGAAAAAGUAGAGAUCGAGAAAUAAUGUAUCCAGCUGUUCCUACAGCAGUCAGUUAUUGCGAGGGAUAUUUAUUAGUGUAUAGCGAAACUCACAUUGAUGUAUUUGAUUGUACAACAGGAGAUUGGUUACAAACGCUCAAUGUGAAAAGGGCACAGCCCUUAAAUAUCUCCGGUUCUUUAACAUCUUGCAUUAUCAAUGAUAUGCCACACGUUAUUUAUCUCAGCAAUUUACAUCAACGAGAAUUAUUAAAUUUGACGCCAUUAGAUGCAAAUGGUAGGCAGAUGACAAGACCUAGAAGAAGAUUUUCAUUGAGAGAAGGAAAUAGAGCUGUUCGUCCUACCGAUAGACGUUCGAAGAUGAUAUCUGCUCCUACAAAUUUUAAUCAUAUUAGUCAUAUGGGACCAGGUAAUGGUAUACAGAUUCAGCGUUUAUUAGAUCUACCAACGACACUUGAAACAGCUGAUCAACAACAUUCUGCCCAUCAUAGUAGCGCUCAUAUACAUGGCAGUCAACAACGAUUAUACGGCUCUACUUUACAAACACCAAGUAAACCGGCUCCAUUGCCACCUAGGCAUCCACCUUCUGAUACACGACGAUUAAGUUCUCACAUGACACGAAAUUCUGGUUAUUCACCCCAUAACGGUUCAACAUCAUCGCGUAGAGGUCCCGCUCCACCACGUCCUACUGCUACUCCACCUUCUCUACCACGUACACCGGUCGAUCAAGUUGAUACAGAAUCUAUACAUUUACGUUCGCACACUCCGCUCUCUUUGGGCAGUAUUGCAUCUUUACAUGAUAAAGAUCAUCCGUCUGGUGGAAGUCCUAGACAUUCAAUUGCUUCUAACAAUAGUUCGAAUCCAUCAACACCUCCGAGUCCUGCUCAUGAUCAUGGGUCAUCAUCGUACGAUUCUUAAACAGAUUUAAACAUUGAAAAAAAAAAUUACUUGUUAUAAGAUGAUUCGGGGUGUGUAUAUCCUCAUGUAUACACUACCUAAGAGAUAAGUUAUUGAUAUUCACAAUAUCUUUUUAUAAGAAGCAGUACUCGCAUUUGAUCUUUUCAUUGGAAAGUUAUUGCAGUUUUCUUAAUACACUAGUGCAAUAAAUUUUAUUCAAUUAUUAUAAUAAGAAUAUUAGAACAAGGAAAAAAGCUUUAUAAACUUACUUAUUGAUACAUUCGAUAGAUUUGAGUUCUAACUCAACCAUUAUUCCAGAUCCAAAUAGAAAGAUAAUUAAUAUUCUAAGUGAACUGUAAUAACUUUCUGUUAUUCGAGAAAUUGUGUAAUAAGUUAUACUUAAUGAAAGAAGAAGAAGAAGAAGAAAAAAAAAAGAACACAUUAUUAUUAUAUGACAGUAAAUUAUUGUACAUAAUUUAUGCAUUUGAGAGGAUCGUCAAGUCGACUUUGCGAUGCCAUAAUUUUAUUGGAGUUAGUAGGUAUCGUAAUAUAUAAUCCGAUAUACGAAGUCUUCGUUUAAUUUUAGUUUCAAAUAUUUAGUAUAUAUUAUACUUCGGUUUUUUUUUUUUAUUAUUUUUUUUUUUAAUUUUCUAUUCACUACCGUCAAGCGAGAGUGUGAUUUUUUUACAUUAACGAAAUUCGAAAUCUCAGUCAAAUUAUGUAGCAAUAACGAAAAAAAAAAAAAAAACAAUCUACUUAAUCUAUCAUACCUAAUUCAGAGCCUAGGUAUACAAGUAUAGUUUCAAGUAAAUUGUAUACUUAAUCAUUAUUAGUAACAAAAGAAAUUUGACGGGUAUGAAUCCAUUUUGAUGCCUUAUGACUGAAUACUUUCUAUCUUGUCAUAAAGCAGUAAGGUGCGUCACAUUAUUCAAAUAUGUGAAUAGUAGAAUAUAAUCGUGCAAUUAAUUGGAAAAAAUUACUAAUGGUAAUGACAAUUAUUCAAAAAGAGAACGAUGUUUUGUUUGAGCCACAAAUAGAAGUGUUGUUUAAUUUUUUAUUUUUUAUUUUUUUUUUUUUUUUUUUUUUUUUAAACAAAAACACAUUAAAUAUCAACGAGUCAAUGACUUUUAUUUACAAUUGUCUGAAGUUAUUUUUUUUUUUUUUUUUUUUUUUUUUUUUUUUUAACGUUGCGAUUACUAUUACAAUUUUUUGAAGUCAAGAAUUAUUAUAUAGAAAAAAAAAAGUAAUUGCAGAAUAUAUAUAUAUAUAACGCUAUGUAACAUGAGUUACAUAAUAAAACACAAAGCAUUUUUAUGUAAUGCAUAAUAUUAUUUAUCAUUUGAUCGACGAUUAAGAUCAGAAUACAAAUUUAUUGUAAUAUCGCUAUAUUUUGUUUAUUUGACAGAUAACUUGUAAUUGUCCUAUUAGAAAGUGUUCUUCGAUAACUAUAAUGCCUUAUAUUUAUAUAUUAAUUUUAACAUAUAAAUGAUCUUGCACGAUCAUUAAUUUCCAUAAAUAUCAAUUUUUGACUGUUAUAAGAUCAAACGAAACAUAAUGAAAUUGUGCGAUAGAUGAGGAAUACAGUUGCACUUUUUAAGUGUUUCAAACACACAGAACAUACAUUUUUCGAUGUAUAUACAUUCAUUACACUUUUUAAUCAACAAAAUGCGAGCAUAGUGACAAAAAUGUAUGUCUCAGGAUUUUCGCCAACCGAUCGAAGAACAAAACAAUAUCUCGUAUUCUCUUAGAGAAAAUCGACUGAAAUUGAUAAUUAAACGAACUAUGAAUUUUUUUUUUUUUUUGUGAACACUAAGUUGAAGUUGAAAAAUAUGGUACUUGUGACACGACCAAAGAUCAAGAACCAACAGUGCCAGUUUAGUAAUAUCGCCUAUAGUUUCACAAGUUUUUAAUAUUUGUAUUUUCGGAGUGAUAAGUAUAAUCAUAUUGAAUCGUAAUUUUGAAACUUAACUUUGAUAUUUAUUUCAAAGCUGUAAUUAUCGUUUGAACAUUUGUGAAGUGUUUUAUAGAUUUUCAUAAAAUAUUGAUGAAAUAACAUCUUCGUCGUACAUCAACAUUUGGGAAAUUAAUGUUUGAUCGUUAAUAUUAUUUGCAAAUUUUCAAUUUCAUUAGGAAUAUUUUUUCGAUCAUAUUCAAACUCAUUCUCAACUCAUUCUUAUAAUUGUAGAAAAAGAAAAUAUAUUAUAUACGAAAAAAAAAAAUAUAUAUAUAUAUAUAUAUAAAUAUAUCAAUUAUAAUAUGUUUAAACAUGAUAAUAUUAAAAAGAUAGAACAAAAUGAAAGGAAUGGUAGGAAGUAGUGACAUACGGUUUUUGUCAUCAGAAAUAUAAUAGUGCAAACACUGUCCAUAAUAACAUGAAUUGAAAAUAAGAACAUAUUCUAGAAAUAUUUCAGAAAUAUGAUCAAAGCAUAAUUAAAAAUUAAAAAUCAUGUGUGUAUUAAUGUACUUACCAAUGAAAUUUUAUGAUUUAUUUUAUCUUUUUAUCAAUGUUGCAUAUAAGAUUUCUGAAAUCCAAAAGGUGGCUAAAUAUUAUUUUUCAUUUAUUGAAGUUUUUAUAAUAAUUUCAUAUUAUAGAGACACAUGCACGAAAUAAUUACUUCUGUGUAUAGAAUUAAUUUUAUACGUUUGUAAAUAUUGGAACUUUGUCUCUUCUUAUUGCAUAUUUAUAUAACAAAAAUUACAAAGAACAUUGAUGCUGACGUAAUCAUUUAUAAAAUUUAUUAUUUAAUAUAUUACAACUUUAGACGCAACUUAUAUUUUUCAAAGAAAAAUUUAUUGCGCGCAAAUUUAUUUUCCAUACUAAAAUAAGAUAAUUAAUUACACGUAUAAAGUUCAUCCAGCGAUAUUAUCAACAAAUAAUUUUUCUUUGUUCAGCAAAACAAGUAAUAAGUUUAAUCUUUUUUUUUCUCAAAUUAUAGAGACAAACAACUAUUCUGUUAAUAUUUUGCCAAUGUACUGCAAAUGACCUGAAUUUAUUAUGCAACACUUUUGUGCAUCUAGUUUAGCGCGCCUUUUUAUUACAUAUAUAUAUUAUAUAUUAUAAACUUAUUUAUAUAACGCUUGUGCAUUGUUUAAAAUAUUUAUUAAAAAUAUUACAAUUAAUAAUUAUUUACGUCUUAUAUAACUGAAAAUAUGUAUUUUGUUGUAAAUUAUGAAGAAUAAGCUAUUAUGCUAAAAGAAGAGACCAAACUUUAUACAUUAAGAUUUCGUCAUUAAUGAAGGUCAGUUUGUAGAUUUUGUAGUAUUUAUAUUAUUUACACACCUUACCUUUUUGUCUCAUUCAGAUUUGUCUGUAGACAAAGAGGAAAAAUCUGCUAAUGUUUUUCAUUACAUUUACUGAAAAAGUAAUAUGAUUUUAUCGUGUACAACUGUAUUAAUAAAUUUUAAAGCUUGUAUCAA
Molecule: messenger RNA, 10014 nt
Organism: Vespa velutina
Lineage: Eukaryota; Metazoa; Arthropoda; Insecta; Hymenoptera; Vespidae
Gene: gek
Product: serine/threonine-protein kinase Genghis Khan
Exons: 27
Coding region: 1039-6618 (1859 amino acids)
Biological process (GO): peptidyl-threonine phosphorylation; actomyosin structure organization
Cellular component (GO): cytoplasm; cytoskeleton
Molecular function (GO): protein serine/threonine kinase activity; ATP binding
Source: RefSeq, a predicted model, not a curated record